CGCAGAUUAUAUAUCAAUUGACAAGUGUCCUCUCUCUCCAAGACGCAACUCUUUGGUUUUUGCCUUCUUUCCGUCUUCUUUUUUCUCUUUUUCUUGCCUUUUUUCUCUCUCUCACACAACACAAAAACCUUUUUUUCCCUUCUUGUUACUGCCCUCUUCAUUCAUUUUCUUUCUUUUUUUGCCGUCCCCCCCCCAUCCAUCAUCAUCAUCAUCAUCAUCAUCAUCAUCAGACAUUUAUAGCAGCACUGACCAUGAAGAUCAUUCCUAUUGGCGUACUCGAAGACAACUACUCGUACAUUUUGAUUGAUGACAAGACAAAGGAGGCGGCCGUCAUUGAUCCUGUAGAGCCUAUCAAGAUUCUAAACGUAAUCAGCCAAACUGGGGCGAAACUUUCAAGUGUUUUUAUCACGCAUCAUCACUGGGAUCACGCAGGCGGCAACAUUGAAUUAGUUGCAAAGAAGCCCGGCCUUGCAGUCUAUGGUGCCGACGCUCGUAUUCCGGAAAUCAAUUACGUCUGCAAGGACCAUGAGGAAUUCAAACUGGGGUCGUUGGAGAUCACUCCUCUGCAUACGCCGUGCCACACAAAGGGCCACGUGUGCUACUAUGUUGUCGAUCCUGCAACGAACGAAAAGGCUGUCUUUACUGGCGACACUCUCUUUAUUGCCGGAAUAGGAAAGUUCUUCGAAGGCGACGCACGUGAUAUGUACCGGAUCUUGUUCCAUGUCAUCAAUAAGCUGCCAGACGAUACCUGGGUGUAUUGCGGCCACGAGUAUACCAGAAACAACUUGAAGUUUGCAUUGACAGUAGAGCCGCAAAACGAGGCAUUGAUGGCUAAAUGGGCAUGGUGCCAGGACAAGACAAUCACAGUGCCGUCUACAAUUGCGCAAGAGAAAAUGUACAAUCCCUUCUUACGGGUGAAUGAGCAGUCGCUUCAAUUAUUUGCUGGAAAGAGCGAUCCUGUCGAAACGCUGGCCACGUUACGGGAACUCAAAGACUCAUUUCGAUAGAACUUAAACUCUUGCAUGAUUUCUUCUCUCAAAACGAAAAAGAACAAACCAAAAGCAUUCCUACCUAACUCUACCCACUCUCCCCUCUAGCAGCAACCUCAAUCUAACCCCCCUUAACCUCGAAUCAGCAGCAGCCACUUUUUUUCUUUUUUGCUCCUUCCUCCUUCCUCCUCCAUGACUCGUCCAUUUCUCUCCCUGUGUGUAUUUCUCUCCCUCUACUUUUUUAUUUUGCCACCCCUCUACAUAUAGUUAUAUAUACAUCUAUUAAAAAGAUUUCCAAGCCUAGGCUUUUUUUUUUAGCGAGCUUUAUCAUUGCUCGUCGUCAUCAUCAUCA
Zychaea mexicana is the source of this 1341-nucleotide messenger RNA. Its product is annotated as beta-lactamase-like protein. Gene Ontology annotation, molecular function: hydroxyacylglutathione hydrolase activity. The coding region runs from base 252 to 1007 and encodes 251 amino acids. NCBI's taxonomy places the organism in Eukaryota, Fungi, Mucoromycota, Mucoromycetes, Mucorales, Lichtheimiaceae. The record is from RefSeq and is a predicted model, not a curated record. The transcript is spliced from 6 exons.